CAGCUUUCAAACCAGAGGGAGAAAAUGACAGCAGAAAUACAAGAAACGAUCUAAACAACAAUGAUAAGAGGCCCUGAAAGUCGGUGGAUGAAUAACAGAGUUCGACCAAAAAGAUGUGGCUGCCUCCCAAGGCCAUAGGUCAAGUCUGACGCCUGCGCCGAGUGACGCUGCGGAGGAGAUGGUCACGUGCUGCCAGGAAUUGUACCAUGGACACCCACUCCCACCACUCCAUUAUAUCUCUCCCUCCGUCUGGUCCAGUUUCCGAAAAUCUCUUUUCACUUGGGGGUGGUGAAGAGUUAGGGAAAUUUUCUCCGUCCUCUGCACGGACAGACCGUGAGGCGUUUCUCCCUAACGCAAGGAUUUCCAGCGAGGGUCAAGGGUCAAGUGUGUUCCUACGUCAUUUUCCACGCGGAUGUACUUCUCACCUUUCUCCUCAGAGGUAGUUAGAACCCACGCACUUCCCCUCAUCGGUCCCCACCCCGCGAGUUGUGAAACCGAGCAAAACUGCUUAUCAGCGCUGUUCGCCACCUCCCGUCAUACCUCCUCCCCCCGACUCCAUCUUUCUGUCUUUUCCCACCCACCCCGCUCACCCGUCCCACCUCCUAGUCAACGGCAUGCACGCAGUUGUGUGAAUCACCGAACACGGCGCGUGCAUCAAUCGAGCGCGCCUGCGUGCGCACACACACGGACGGCGGCUGGCUCUCACAAACCGUUGGAGCGCCGUUGCUGUCGUAGUCGUCCCUCCCUGGCCGCCGAACGCACGCUCACACGUCAGCAUCGCUACAACAUGUUGCCAAUACCGGGAUCGGACUGUCAGCUGUCUUUCUAAUCACUUUACCGUAGUAACCACCGAGAGAAAUCCGUUGUAGAAGUUCUCUGAGCCUUUUACAGGUGAGAGGGACGAAUAACUUUUCACACCCUUUCCAUCCAUUCAUUUUCAAGAGAUGAAAAAGUUUGCUGACCAGCACUGACUUGUUCGUGGAUGUACCGUGGAUUACUGACCGCAUAAUACCCGGUAAUCAGUCUGGGUGGACGAAAGAAGGAUCGGAGGUGGGAGUGGAGUUUACAGGGUCUCACAUUCUGAUGUCGUGGUCAUCGUGAAAGGUUUUGGUGGCGGAAAGUUUCAGGAGUUACUGUCACCGCUGAGAAAAAAAAAACCAUUGAACGAUUAUCAUAUUUACUUAAUUGUUCCCUCGGAUUUGCUUAAGACAAAGUCCUUCACUUUAAUUCAAACCGAAGACUUUUCUUUCAAUCUCAAACUAAAGUGUCUGGCGGAAGACGAAUAAACUUGCCUUCAGGACAUUUUGGUAGAAAAAAUUCUUUUCACAAGAUAUAGCAAUUACAAAAUUUUUUUAAGAUGAAGUAAGUGGUAGCUUAAAUUGCUGUUAGUUUUGUGGCAGGAUUUACUGUCCGUGAAGUGAGGUGUGAGUUUUGUUUAGUGUAUGUGUGCGAAAGUAGUCGUCCUUCAUCAUGCCAACAUCGCCGACGACAAGCGUCAAAACAACGAAGGCGACGACAGCCCACAGUGAACACCCUGAGGAGAGCUUCAGCAUCCAGGCUCUGGAGCAGCUCAUGGGCUACGAAGUCAGCUUCUUCAACGGGACGCAUCUACUGUGUCCUCCCAACACCACCUUGCCCCCCGGCCUGCAGAACUCCACCGGCCUGCAAUGUCUGUACGACAUGCCGCCAUUGCCCAAAGAACUUUACUUCAACGAUGACAGUGCCGUGUCCGUCAUCGCCUAUUCCUGCCUCUUUCUGGUGGCGGCCUGCGGGAAUUUGACAGUCUUCAUCACGCUCUUCCGCAACCGCAACGUGAAAUCUCGCGUGAACAUGUUCAUCAUGCACCUGGCCAUCGCGGACCUGUUGGUCACGUUCAUGAUGAUGCCCUUGGAGAUCGCCUGGCAUGCCACGGUCGUCUGGCUGGCCGGGGAUGCUGCCUGUCGUUUGAUGAUGUUCUUCCGCGCCUUUGGCUUCUACCUCAGCUCUUGCAUCCUCGUCACCAUCUCGCUGGACCGCUACUUCGCCAUCAUGCACCCGCUCUCAAUCAACGACGCCACCCGCCGGGGGAAAAUCAUGCUGGCCUGCUCGUGGAUUCUAAGCUUCAUCUCCAGCAUCCCACAGAGCGUCAUUUUUCACGUGGAGCGGCAUCCGCAGCAUCGCUGGUUCAAGCAGUGCGUGACCUUUAACUUCUUUCCAUCGCCUAUGCACGAGCUGGCCUAUAACCUUUUCAUCGUCAUCGCCCUGUACGGCCUUCCUUUGCUCAUCAUCACCACCUCCUACAGCCUCAUCCUGUGCAAGAUCUCAAAAAAGUCCAGACAGAGCAGAAAGGAAAUGUGCAACUUGGAGGACGAUUUUCGUCCAAACAUGGAAGUCGGUCUACGCAGGUCGGCCCUGGGCAACAUAGAGCGAGCACGAAUUCGAACCCUGAAGAUGACGUUUGUCAUCGUUGGUGCUUUCAUUUUAUGCUGGACGCCAUACUUUGUGAUGUCAGCAUGGUACUGGUUUGACAGCGCCUCAGCAACCAAGAUUGAUCCCAAGAUUCAGCGCGGUCUGUUCCUGUUUGCUGUAUCCAACUCCUGCAUCAACCCAAUCGUUUACGGCAUGUUCACCAUCAAGUUCAAACGAGAGCUCGUCCGUUGCUGCUACUGUUUGCACCAGCACUGGCGGCGGCGGGGGUUUGCCGAGCAAGACGGGGGCGCCCACCGCAUGGCCCUACUCAACCGCCGCUCCUACCCCACUGCCUCAGAGUCGUCGUGGUCGCACGGCCGUUGCGACCGGCAGAGCCGCACUCCGUCGCAGCCACCCACCGAAGCUUCCGUCGCGGACUCCUCCGUUUACGGCUGCCGAUACCCGUGCUACCCCAUGCUGGUCGUUGCCGGAGGCAACGCGGGUGGCUCCGAGGUCUCCACCGAGAGUUCGCGGAUGUCCCUCUGUUCUCUGACCAAGGAGCCGCCGCCGGAUCGGGCCAACAUAAACAACUUCGUCAAGGCUGGCUCGAGCAAGUGAGAAGGGAACUUUUUUGUUCGCCCAGUCUUUGUGACUGUUUGCAGCGGUGGAGGAAGUGCACGACCACGUCAAAGUUUUGGGGAUGAAAUGACGGGAAAAAACUUGGAGAAUAUACUCAUAUCAGUACAUCUGCUGUGAACAAUGUGUUUGCACUGGUGCGCCAGUCUCUAGACAUUUUUGGUUGAAGGAUGUUUUGUGUGUGUGUGUGUGUGCGUGUGUGUGUGUGUGUGUGUGUGUGCGUGUGCGCGCGUGUGGCGCGGUUUGUAAACGUAUCUAAGUAGAUAGGUUGUGUGUGUGCUUUUUCACACGAGUGCAGCAGAGAACAUUUUGGAACGAGGUUUUCUUCUUAGUACGUGGGUGCUGAUAAUUCCUUUGACAACCCUGCUAAUAACAGUACACACCGUUUUCCUCGUUAUCUUUGUUGUUGCAUGACCUAUUUAUGUAAGUCAAGACUGUACUGGAAAAGAUGUGAUUUUUAUAUGUCGUUCUGUGUCAAGCUUUCUGAAAUAUAUUUCAUUUAAAAAAAAAACACUGUUUACAUUUUUCAAAUAGAGAAUAUGUACACUUUCAACGGUUUUUGAUCUACCUAUUCCCAUUAACAUGUGACUCAGUUUUCAAUAAUGAAUGCAUGAAAGAAUGAAAGUGUUAGUCUGUAUGAAGCAACAUUGUCCUGUUACAUGUAACGACUUGGAAUUCUGUUUGCCGUGUACCUCCGCCCACCCAUCCUUACUCCGCAGGGUACUGUAUGCAGCAUGUAUAAAGCCUUCUGCGAAUGUCGCUGUUUGGACUCUGAUAAUCUUUGAAGAUACUCUCCAUAUCAUCGUCGGAAAGAGAAAGAGAAAAACUCCGAUUCGAAAUGUUACGAUAAUCCAGAAGCAUACUACCCCACCUGCUCAACACACUGCCACAUCGACCGCCCUUUAAACAACCUUUAGUCGAACUUUUAAGUGUUGGGUAACUGGCGGAUAUGUAAAAAAGAAACUAUGUUCGUGUUAAGAGUACAAGAGUGCACAAUUUUACCAAUGUAAUGUUGGUCAUAUCGAUGGAGGCAUCAUGUUUGUCGCUAUAUGUUUAUGUGUUACAUAACACGAUAUUUCUAGUGCAGGUCUAAACAAGGUUUUCUACAUCGCCGGCAAGAAAAAAUUCUGCUUUUCUUUCGCUGUAGGGAACUCAGUUCUGAUAUCUUGCUAACCUUCUCCAUUUAUGCAUCAAAAUAACCCUUAUGUAACUGUAAGUAAACAGUACUCAAUAAAUCUUAUAUCGUGAAUAAGGUCUUCCUCAACUAAAUACUGUCGAUAUGGUAUAAAUGAAACUGUGUAAAAAGAACAGAAAGGUCAGUUCAAACUCGCUCAUUAAAUAUUAAAUUUUUAAAUCGCCAAUUAUAUUUUGGUUAACCUUUUGUUUGACGGAUUUAAAGAAACUACAAUCGUCAUUUCAAACGCUGUCUUGAUGUGACAGUUCACCUCCUUAUAUCAGUACUGUAUUUAAAGGCAUGUAUCCUGGUAAGUACAGUUGUUACUUGCAAAGCAGUUUACCCUUUUGAACAGGUCAUUUUUCACACAAACACUACAUCGUAAUCAUUGUCUACUUGAUCAGUUGAGAUGAAGCAAAACGAGAUUCAGACCACUGAAUCGAGCAGAAAUCUCGAGUUUUCAAACAGUAUGUUUGAAGAAAAUACAUCUGGAAAACAGAAAAAAAAACCAAGGCAUCAAAACUACGAUGUUUCAUUGAAAUCAUUCAGAUCCCCAAACAGAUUGGAUCUGUAAGACACUGUGAUCGUUGCUAUAACACUUUGGUUUCAUUGCCCAGGAGGCAGAUUAACAUCUCUCCUGACAAAGAUUAUUUUUCCAUUAACCAAAUUUUUGUAUUGAGAAAACUUUAUUGUAGAGUGAGAAUGAAUGUUUUUAAUUCAUCUCUUAACAUUUUUCUUGUGCAUAGCACUGUACAUGUUCCUUACAAAUACAUUUUGUUGUCUGCACAUACUUACCAUCAUUGUGGCUCAUGAACUGAAGGCAACACCCAAAUUUAGAGCUUAAACAUGGCAUGAAACCGUAUUAAGUUAAUCACUUAUUUGAAAAUAUUCCGACCCGAAGGCGUCAACAUGGCUGACGGCAUAAUUAACUGCACAAUUGAAGCUGCUUCAUCACAGUGGAAAAUAAUGCAAGUUUUCUUCAAUUGUCCAUAAAAGUUAUUAGCUGGAUUACGAAAAUAUUGAUGCUGAAACAAUUUUUAUUUACAAAAGCACAAGUGACCUAUACUCAUUCUUCUGACAUCAUUGAAGGUGCAGCAUUUUUGUGGAUGUGUGUGCCUGUAACCGUUACUGAACGAACCCAACUGAACAUCUGUAGUUACUUUUGAGUCAGUGAACAUGUGUAAAUACCCAUUGUUUUAACUGGGCACUGAUGUGUAAGUUUAAUCAUCAUAGCUUUAACAUGAUGUAAAUUUACUUAUACACACGUUAUUACUAAGAAAGAUGUGACUAUAAACAUGCCUUCUAUUACUUACGUUGUGUUCAAAUAUUUUCUAUUCUCAAUGUGAUACUAUUUAUAUGUGAGAUAUUGGUUAUGAGUAAAGAAAAAGUUCUUCUCCCGACUUACAGACGACAUGUGAACAAAAGGGGGAAACUGAAAAUGCA
Molecule: messenger RNA, 5641 nt
Organism: Pomacea canaliculata
Lineage: Eukaryota; Metazoa; Mollusca; Gastropoda; Architaenioglossa; Ampullariidae
Product: gonadotropin-releasing hormone II receptor-like
Exons: 6
Coding region: 1471-3006 (511 amino acids)
Biological process (GO): G protein-coupled receptor signaling pathway
Cellular component (GO): membrane
Molecular function (GO): vasopressin receptor activity; peptide binding
Source: RefSeq, a predicted model, not a curated record